This is a messenger RNA of Lecanosticta acicola, 1450 nucleotides long. The record is from the annotation of a GenBank genome assembly. Lineage: Eukaryota; Fungi; Ascomycota; Dothideomycetes; Mycosphaerellales; Mycosphaerellaceae.
AUGGGAAACUCCUCUGGCGACAAAAGCUGUACGUGGGCACUGGUCCUCUGGUCGCGAGCUUAUGGCUGAUGACAAUUCUAGGCCCGAUUCCCGAUGAAGCCAACGAGUUCAAAGGCGAUGGCAGCUCACACACGGUCAUGCUCUGGAUUGCGGCCAUAGCAACAGCCGUCACACUCGCCAUCUGUGUUUCGCUCAUCUUUGCUCACCUUCGCCGAUAUCGAUGUCCAAAGGAGCAGCGACAGAUCAUCCGCAUUACCUUCGCACCGUUUAUAUUCGCUCUCGUAUGCUUCUUCGAGAUCCUCAGCUACGACAUCGCGCCCUACAUCGAUCCACUCGGCGACCUUUAUGAAGCCUUCGGAUUGUGCGCCUUAUUCUUGCUUUACAUCCAGUUCUGUGUCCCGGGCGGUACCUUUGACGAGCAGACUUUCGAUGCUGUAAAGGCAUCCGAUGAAGGCACCAAGGCAAGCUUCGAUUGGCCACGCAUCACCUGGAUCUUCGUCUUCCAAUAUCCAAUCGUGGAAGUACUCUCAAUCGUCAUCCUGGAAGCAACUGAAGCGGCAGGCACAUAUUGCGUUCGGUCUUUGAAUCCAAAGUAUGGGCACUUGUGGGAGAUGAUUAUAUCUUCGAUUGGCGUGGGAGCAGCAGUCCUCGCGAUCCUCCGAUUUUACGGUCGUAUGAAGAAUCGAAUGAAGGUCCGACGAGGGUUAUCGAAGCUUGUAUGCUUCAAACUAAUCGUUGGUAUUCGAUUCCUCCAAUCGGUAAGAUCCUCUUAAUGCCUCGCAGCUGAGCCAAGCUAACAUUUGCUCUGCAGACCAUAUUUAGCAUUCUCCUCGGCCACGAUAUUGUCAAGCCAAGCAGCACUUUCUCCUACGACGAUCUCCUUUACGGCCUCCCGAGCCUUCUGACAUGCUGUGAAAUGGUUUUCUUGUCGCUAGGAUUCUGGUACGCGUACUCUUCGACAGAAUAUGGCUCUUCGCAGAAACCUACGCAUACUCGUCUUCCAGUGUGGAGGGCCGUGCUGGACGCUAUAAAUCCAUGGGACCUGAUGGCUGGUAUCGGACGAAUGUUUGGUAUCAUUCUUCACUUGAGUAGGACCGGAGGCUUCCAGGCCUGGGGCCAGGCACGAGCACAAGCAGAAACAGACAAGAGGGCGGGCAAGGCGCAAGCUAGGCGUGCACAAGGACGGUAUCAAACAAUCGACGGGAUGGAGUCGUUGUCGCGUCCAGAUGCCGCGCACGGAACACAGUUCGAGAAUCCAUUGUAUCCCAUGGUUGGUCAGCCACCGCCUGACUCACCGCCGCGGUACGACGAUCCGACACAGGCUCACCUCAUGCCAGAUUCGCGAAAGGCGCGAAGUCCAUCUCCAAGUGGCAGGGUGUGGGACGGGCAGAGAUAUGACCGGACGCCGUCGCCGUCGGGCAGAUAUGUCGAUACCAGGGAUAUGGUCUAG